AUGGCAAUAACAGCAGCAGCAGCCUUCAAUCUUGUUCUUAUAAAUGACCAAACCCAAAGCCCAACUUUCUUAAACAAGAAUAAUAUUGGUGAUCAUCAACUGCUUGUAGAUUCUGCAAUAUUUGCACAACCACCCACCUCUCUCUUCACUAGUCAAACACAGCCAAGGAGGUGUCAGAUCAGUUGCAAGAAGACUAAAUGGUUCAAGAAAUUUGUUGAUGCAUUGGAGUGUUUAAGCAUUGAGGAGAUCAAUGAUCCAGCUAGACAGUGGCAUUGUUCGGCAUGCGGCCGCGGUGGUACCAUCCAACGGUACCUAGGCGUGCAGACACUGAUGCAGCAUGCGAAAGGCGCAGGAUCAACGAGGGUGAGGCUCCACCGAGAACUUGCACAGCUAUUGGAACAGAGGUUGCAUAAUCAUAAUGAUGAUCAACACCCAACUUCUGCUAAAUGGAUAGCUCUUAAACAAGAGAAGAAAGAUCACAACAUAGUGUGGCCUCCUAUGGUUCUCAUAUAAAGAAAUGGUAGUGAAUGGAAUCAAGAAAAUGAGGCAUGGGAUUUUGUGGUUGAAAAGAAGAGUUGCAGAGCAACAAAGAGAAGCUAAAGAUGUUGAAGGGAAGCUGCAGAGAGCAAUCAAGGAAAUGGAUAUUCUGAGACGUAAGGCCAAGGAGCAGCAUCAACAGAGUAUAGAAGAGUUGGUUGGGAUUUCAAGAGAAUUUCUACAAGGACCAAAUCAGGAACAUUCUUCAACCAACACCACCCAAAGAUGCCAAUUUAGAAAAUGCAGAGCAAGAUUAUUUGGAGCUGUCGGUGCAAACGGUUUAAAUAAAAAUGACGCUGAUCAGUGUUUUUUAUGGCC
Molecule: messenger RNA, 855 nt
Organism: Mercurialis annua (annual mercury)
Lineage: Eukaryota; Viridiplantae; Streptophyta; Magnoliopsida; Malpighiales; Euphorbiaceae
Product: protein SUPPRESSOR OF GENE SILENCING 3 homolog
Exons: 2
Coding region: 1-513 (170 amino acids)
Biological process (GO): regulatory ncRNA-mediated gene silencing; defense response to virus
Source: RefSeq, a predicted model, not a curated record